AUGGCGGCCGUUAAGAGCGAGCCUGGCGUCAAGCUGGAGCCUGGUAUCAAACCGGAUCCUGGCAUGGAGAUGGACACAGAUGAUUUGAAGCCCUCGCCCGGUGGAUUUGUAGACGACGAGCUUUACGAGGACGCCGGAGAUCUAGAAUUCUACGAUGCGACCCAGCCGCAAGACCCCCAGGGGAACGCAUUUUUGGCACACCUUCCAAAGUACCUUUACGACCAGUGGGCACAGCUGGGCGACGAUGAAGAGCUCGUAGUUGGAAAGGUGCGGACUUGGACAGAAUUGGAUAAGACUGGACAGCAAGUACAGAAGUUCGCGAUCCUCGCCGACCCGAGCAACCCCGCCCACCAGAAUGUCCCGAAAGAGUACACAUUGGAGAUGAGAGACCCGAAUCUUCUCAACACAUUCAUGUUUACGGAGCAAGACCUACCGGGCUUCAAGAACAAGUACCCAGGCGGACCGAAUAAUGACAUCCCGGCUCAUCUACGUCCCAGACCUCCCCAGCCCAAGGAGAACGGAAAGACAGAGGGCGGCGGCGGCGGUGGUGGCGGCGGUGGACGAAACCGAAGAAGAGAGCCGUAUUACCGCAAGGCUAUACCCAAGAAGACUGUUUUGGCUGCCAGAUUUCGCAGGGAGGUGAAUGCUCAGCCUGUCAUGACUCCCGAGACCAAGCACAUCCUGGCCAUGAGAGCGAGCGACGCACUCAAACCCAAGGCAACCACUAGCAUCAUGUCGGGCACAAGAAACCCAGUGGGUAUCAUUCACGCUGGCACAGCUAUGGGCAAUGCCAAGAUGAGCGGCUUUGUGCGCACCGUCGAUCCCAAAGCCAACAACAAAAAGGCGAAGAAAGAGGAAAAGGCCGCACGUAUGGAGCAGUCUGCCCUGCUGGAUGCAAUUUUUGCCUGCUAUACCGAUACCAAGUAUGAUUACUGGAGUAUGAAGGCAUUCAAGAACAGACUAAAGCAGCCCGAAGCAUGGCUGCGUGAGAACCUGGAGCAAGUGGCCGUACUACACAAGACCGGUAGAUUUGCCAAUUACUGGGAACUCAAGCCGGAAUAUCAGAAGCGAAAGCCCAACGCCGAGACUGCAGCCGAGGUGGCUGACUUUGAUGACGAAGAUGAUGAAGAUGACAACGUUGAGAUGGAAGACGUUGUAUAG
Molecule: messenger RNA, 1161 nt
Organism: Pestalotiopsis fici W106-1
Lineage: Eukaryota; Fungi; Ascomycota; Sordariomycetes; Amphisphaeriales; Sporocadaceae
Exons: 2
Coding region: 1-1161 (386 amino acids)
Biological process (GO): transcription by RNA polymerase II; transcription initiation at RNA polymerase II promoter
Cellular component (GO): transcription factor TFIIF complex
Source: RefSeq, a predicted model, not a curated record